Molecule: messenger RNA, 3577 nt
Organism: Stegastes partitus (bicolor damselfish)
Lineage: Eukaryota; Metazoa; Chordata; Actinopteri; Pomacentridae
Product: poly(ADP-ribose) glycohydrolase
Exons: 17
Coding region: 485-2926 (813 amino acids)
Biological process (GO): ATP generation from poly-ADP-D-ribose; nucleotide-sugar metabolic process; carbohydrate metabolic process
Cellular component (GO): cytoplasm; nucleus
Molecular function (GO): poly(ADP-ribose) glycohydrolase activity
Source: RefSeq, a predicted model, not a curated record
GUUUUGGCGUCAGACAACGGCGCAGAUGAAUUGUAGCAACGCUCCAGUGACAGUAAAAACAAAAGUACGAUUUUGACAAUAACAGACAAGCAACAAAUGUUCUUUUAGCACUUUUUGUUUGUCCUUUUUCUAACAGACAGUUGUCACUCUCAACAAUACCCGCUCAAGUGUGCAACGCUUUUUAAAAACCUUCUCGUUUGUUUUAACGAGCCGGUGUAGCCCAAAGCUAGUUAGCAUGUAAGCUAGCCAAUGGGCUCUAGCUGAAUAAGUUGUUGGAAGGUAGAUGCUCUGUCAAAACUUUGAUUACUAACUGCGACUUAAGACAAACGGCUGAGUAAUUUGAUAGCCAAACAGCCAUUUUCCUGCACUACGUACUCAGUAAACGCGUAUUGUUUGUGUAACGCUGGUUAAUCAUUCACUUGUCCAAACUGGGGAUUGUUUUCCAAAGCACUGGUAUGCGCUUCCGUGAAGUAGUGACUCAUGUAUGGCUGCGUGCCGGAUUUUAAGAAUUGUUUACCGACUGAAUAGACGACUGCCUAAGAAUCAGGUCUGGACAAGUAACACCUCAUUCGUGGUUUCUGCUCAAGUUGUACUCAUGUCUGCACUGACAGAUUUAGAACCUUUAGCAAAGAGGCUAAAGGUUGAAUCAAAUGCCCCAACUUCAUCCUCAUCCUCGCACGAAGGUCCAUCUCAAUGCAGUCAGAGCACAGGUGAUGAGACUGUCGAUCAAGGACGAAGGGAAAACAAAACAGAAGCAAAGAUGGAUGCACAGCCAAAGCCUAGAGAAGAGGGCUUGGGACGUGUAAAGAUAAAAGGCUCCCUUCAAAGAACUGGUCCCAGAAAGCAAGAACAGCCCAAAUAUUCUCUUGAACGGUGGUUGGUUAAGCCGGCAAAAAACCCAAGUACAGCUGACGUGUGCCAAAUCCAAGAGGAUGUAGAAAUGACUGACGCUGGUGGCGUUCAAAGCACCUCAGCUCAGUCUGCAGAUUGCAAAAUUGCUGAGCACCCUCCUGUCUCUGACACAGAUGAAGAAACCCAACCCUUGACACCACAAGACCUGGAUCCAGACUAUCCUGUGUCACCAGCUUCCCAGGAUUCAGCAGGGAGCGAGCCUACGCAGACAUCGUCCCGUAAUGAGAGUGGAUCAGAAAAACAAGAAACGGAAACAUACCCAGAAAGCUCAAAAGGCUCCGUCAAACACAGUGCAAAAAUAACAGACUUCUUUUCAGGGAUGCCAUCACCAGCGUUGCCUUUUAGACGAGGCAAAUCAAACAGGUUUCCACAGAAACAAGAUCCAGACAAGACAGCUGCCUCCAGUGAUGUCAAAUGGCUGGGCACGCCAAUCAGCGAGCUGAAGAGAAUGCCUGAAUGUGGUGCACCGCUUCCUCGGCUGAAGGAUGUUCCUGGACAGCACACUGUGAUGAUAAGGACAGACCUUCUUCAGAAGGGUAAAGUUCCCGUUCCACAUCCUACCAUGUUUAGGGAUACCUGGGAUGAUGUCCACGUCAAGAUGCCGUGUUCCAGCAGUAACUUGUUUCCUGUGCAAGAUGAGGAAACACGAGAGCUGAAGAAUAAGAGUCGAUGGGAGCUGAUCAAAGAAACUUUAAACACGCAGUUUACAAAUCCUCUUGAGUUAAAGAAUGCAGUAUUAAAAUACAGCGCCUCACAUGCAAAGAAAUGGGACUUCACAGCAUUGCAUUUGUACUGCACUAAGGUCCUGGAGCCUGAUGCUGCCGAACAUCUGUUUGACUCCCUGCUGCCAGACAUGGUGCAAUUAGCACUGAGAGCAUCUGAGCUCUGCACCAAGCCGAUACCCCUCCUCAAGGAAGGCACGAACCACUCCAUCACCAUGUCUCAGGAGCAGGUGGCCUGUCUGCUCGCCAACGCCUUCUUCUGCACCUUCCCCCGACGCAACUCCAGAAGGACUGAGUACUGCAACUACCCAGACAUCAACUUUUUCAGGCUGUUUGAAGGAUCCUCUUCAAGGAAGAUUGAGAAGCUGAAAACCCUGUUGUGGUAUUUUCAAAGUGUCACUGAGCAAAAGCCUACUGGACUUGUAACAUUCACCCGCAAAGGGUUGGAUAAACCGCUCAACUGGAAAAGCUCGCAGACUCGGCUCUCAAAGCUCCACAUUACUUGUGAAGGGACCAUUGAGGAUGAUGGUCAUGGAAUGCUUCAGGUGGAUUUCGCCAAUCAGUUUGUCGGGGGAGGGGUCACCAGCUCCGGUCUGGUUCAAGAGGAAAUCCGUUUUCUUAUUAACCCGGAGCUAAUUGUUUCUCGUCUCUUCACCGAAGCCCUGGAUCAUAAUGAAUGUCUGAUCAUCACAGGAACGCAGCAGUACAGUAAAUACACUGGUUACGCACAGACCUACAAGUGGAGCGGCAAACACCAGGACGUAACUCCGAGUGACGGCUGGCAGAGGAGAUGCACCGAGAUCGUGGCCAUCGAUGCGCUGCAGUUCAGGAGCCAUCUUGAACAGUUUCACCCAAACAGAAUAAACCGAGAACUUAACAAGGCUUAUUGUGGCUUCGCACGGCCCGAAGAACAAAGCGAAAACCUUGCGGCCGUGGCGACGGGGAACUGGGGCUGUGGGGUUUUUGGAGGUGACACACGUCUCAAAGCUCUGCUCCAGAUGCUGGCAGCUGCUGAGGCGGGCCGAGAUGUAGCCUAUUUCACCUUUGGUGACAGCCAGCUCAUGACAGAUGUCCACGACAUGCACUCUUUCCUCACUAAGAGGAACAUCAGUGUUGGGGAGGUGUACGAUCUGCUGGGACAGUACUACAGCUCAGAGUGCAAGAGCUGCCUCGGUCGGCGCCCUGACGUCAGCCUCUACUCCUUCAUCUACCAACAGGUCAGCUCCUCCCUGGCGCCAGAGGACUCCGACAGGGGCUCGGCCAGACAACACAAACCGUCGGACUGCCGUUAAGGUCAGGUGGCCGAUGAGUCACCGUGCCUUCACCUCGGAACUGAAACAUUCUCCCUCUGCCUUUAGCUUUAUUUUUGAACUAGUUUUUUUGUUCAGCCAACAUUUAUUAAAUUGUGAUGGACGUACCAAAUGUGGCCUUGACAACUGGCCACCGAAAAUAGAAAAAACCCAGCAUGCAGAUCCUUUUCAGAACCAGCUGAACUGCAGACGGUGGUUAGUUAUGACCCUGUCUAGCGCCGCGGUCCAAGCUGUGUUCGUUCUGCUGCAGCUGGUAAUACGGCAAUAGAUUGAGCUUCAAUGCGACGCAAUUGUGAUUUUAAUGGUGAAGCAAAGGUUGCCAUCCAUCUUCUCGGUUUGUCAUGUUGCCUUUUUUACACCCACACAUAUCCAGCCUAAUUGAAUUGGCUGUCAGAAAUCAAGUUAAAGGAAAAGAAUAACAAGCGCGGUGUUUGCAGAGCUUGGAGCGGUCUCAGGAAAAGUGGUCGGAUGUAAAGAGCAAGCAAAUAAUCUCCUAACUUCAGCAUUUACUGAGUUACAAUCACUGGUUGUGGAUGCAUUUUGAAUACAUUUCUGCGGGUUCUUUUUUUUUUUGAAUAUGUGAUUGCACUUAAAAUAUUAUUUAGAUUUUCUUUCAGUAUUUUUUAAACAAUC